Daldinia loculata is the source of this 2015-nucleotide messenger RNA. RefSeq lists its product as uncharacterized. The record is from RefSeq and is a predicted model, not a curated record. Lineage: Eukaryota; Fungi; Ascomycota; Sordariomycetes; Xylariales; Hypoxylaceae. Bases 640 to 1920 code for a protein of 426 amino acids. The transcript is spliced from 2 exons.
GAAUGGAGGCACGGCGCAUAACUAUGGACUACGAAUAGGAGCAACUGCCCUAAAACGCCGCGUAAGCUUGAUACCUACUAACGAGGAUGAAGAGUAUUUACGUCCUACGUCGGGACUCGACAUGAUCGGGUAUAUUAGCAGGAAGCGGAAAUGAGUGUUCCAACGAGGUAGGACAAAUACUGCUUCGAGUUGAUGGACUUGUGGGCUAUUACAUGACUGCAUUCGACAACCGUGCCAUAAGCUUCCUCUCCAUGCUAUAGAGCAACGUGAACCGGCCUAUGAUUUCUGCUUCCAGCACACCGACGCACGUUUUCCGUACGAUACAGUCUAUCGGGGUUUCACGACAGUCCGCGAAGUUGCAGACGCUGGGACACGGACCGCCAGAUCUCGGCUCUUGAUCGUGGCACCGGGUCGCUAUCUGGCGUAAUCUGUGCCCGCCCCCGUGUUUCUCCCGUGUUUGCUCUGCCGUGUCGGUCUAGCUAUCUAUGGACCUGGUUCGGGUACCGGCGUAGGUGAUCUACGCUGAAACUAUAUAAGCGGCAGUGGGAUGAGUAGUAGAUUAUAACUAGACCCCUAUCGCCAUGCGUCCAUCGCCUUGUCGGUAGCCAUCGUCACACAAGCAAAAACACCUCCCUAACCAUGACGGCCAUCACAAAAACAACACGCGGCCCCGACGGCACACAAUCAACCCUAACGUACCGUCUUCCUCCUCAGACAACCCCCUUCGCCCCCUCCCAAAGCCAAGCCAUGCCGUCCUCAUGCUCCUUCUCCGUAUACUGCCGCAGCCUCUCGUACUACGUAUACUCGAUGAACACAGCCGCGCACGACGCGCACCCCCUCGAGGGACAACACUGUCUCGCGGUGCAGGACCUCACUUCCGAUCACCGGGUCGGCUAUAACGCCGAGUGCUGGCCCGAGAACUACUUCGCGCUGUUCGACAACGAGUGGGGCGAACUAAACGGCGCGCCGAGGAGCGGCAACGAAGGGAGCGCUUCGACGGCUGCGUUUCCCGGGGAUAAGUGUCUGGCGGGGUGGACGGUGGCGUGUACGACGACGAUUACGGCUGGGGGCGGCGACAUAGACAGUCACAACAACAACAACAACAACAACAACAACAACAACAACAACAACAACAACAACAACAACAACAACAACAGGAAUGGAUCUAAGAAUGAGAACGCAGGUAACGAAAAAGUGCCCGAGCUCUACCCCCAAGCAUGGUGCUGCCCCCCCGGCCAAUGGACCUGCGCCACCGCCACCGCCGAAGGCGACAGACAAGCCCCCCAACGGCUAUGCCAGAGCUAUCUGACCGGGUCGACGAGCACCGACAUCUGGAUGUACUGGGACCCGGAGUUCGACACCGAGACCCCGGACGGGUCCACGUCGAGCCUCUUCGAGGCGUAUACCUGGACCGCGGACGUCCCCGGGGAGCCGGACCCGACGCACGCCGCGACGGUGUUUCGGAAGGUGUUUCCCCUGGUGCUGAGUAGCAGCGCUGGCGCCGGCCCCGGCACUAAUCCGGGCCUGGGAGCCGGGACCUCGGAAACAUCAACAUCAACAGCAGCAGCAGUAGUAGUUACAGUGACGGAAGUCGUUACGCUAGAGCCGACCCCAAGAAUGCCCUCAGCAGCAGUAGCAGCGCGGGAUAAAAGAACGGAGCCGGUGGCCGGGCUGCUACCGCCCGGGGGCCACUUGCUGACGUCGAGGUGUCUUGCUGCGGUCCUGCUGGGAGCUGCUUUCGCGACGGCGGUUAUGUCGGUUUUUGGGUUCGCGUUGCUGUAUCGCGGGAAGAGGAGAAGGCGGGAGCCGAGGUAUCGCAAGGUUUUUGCUGACAAUACCGUUUCCAAGGCGUCUCUCGACGAUGCUGGGAAAUGCGAAGUGGGAAUUCUGUUCCAGCCUCGGGAUAUGGAGACCAGUUGAAGGCAGGCUAGCGUUUGGAUUAGGCGUGUAGUUUUAGGUAGGCUCGUGAGGAUUUGAUUCGUAUCCUUGAGUUUUGUUAAGAGUAUUAAUCUAGG